Molecule: messenger RNA, 1250 nt
Organism: Schistosoma turkestanicum
Lineage: Eukaryota; Metazoa; Platyhelminthes; Trematoda; Strigeidida; Schistosomatidae
Source: the annotation of a GenBank genome assembly
UUUAUUUUCAAUUGAUGUGCAAAUGAUUUCAUUCUGUUAGAUUACCGAUCAACAAACAUCCUUUAACACUGAGAAUGAGGAUAUUUGUCGUGUAUAUUAUAUUCACAUUUGAAUUAGUUUCAGUUCAUAAUCUAUUCAUUCCAUUACAAAUACAAAAACGUGUAAUUAAUGGUCAAAAAGCUGAUAAAUUAGAAUAUCCAUGGGCUGUAUCCAUUAAAGGUACAAAUCCUGUAUACAAACAAAUCACAUAUUGUGGUUCAACAUUAGUACGAGAACGUUGGUUAAUCACUGCAGCUCAUUGUUUUUGGGCUGGAUCAUGGGCAAGAUCACACCUUUUGGAUCCCAAAAACUGGCAUGUUCAAGCUGGGAGUAACAUAAUUGAAUUGGGCGAAGAACAUGGAUAUAGAGGACAUGUACUAAAACCAGGCAUAAGUGGACGUCAUUCUCUUGUCGCUACGUUAAUCAAAAGGUUGAUUGAUCUUUACUCAAGUAAUUCAAAAGAUAAGCAAGGAGCAGUUUGGCAUACACAUUUAAAACAAAUUAUACUUCAUCCAAAUUACAGACCAGAUGAUCUAGAAUAUGAUUUGGCUUUGUUAGAAUUAGAAAACCCAUUACCGUUGGAAGAUCCAGGAGUUCAAUUAGCUGAAUUACCACCUGGCGAGGAUUAUCUAAAUUGGCCAGCGGAUCAUGUUGAAUGUAUAUUUGUUGGAUGGGGUUGUCGAGUAAAAAAUGGCAAACCAUCAGCACAAGCUCAAGCUGUGCAUUUAAUAACAUUAAAAAAUAAAGAUUGUUCAUUAAUGUAUGGCAAUGCAGCAGGUUUAAAUGAUCAUCAUGAAUUUUGUGCUGGUUAUUAUCAAGGACGAGUCGGAAUAUGUUCAGGAGAUAGUGGAAGUGGUUUGAUUUACAAAACAGGUAACAAAAACUACGUUGUUGGUGUAGCUUCAGCGACACAUGCCACAGCACCGGAGCUUUAUCCAGGAUUAUUCACGAGGGUUUCAUAUUUUAGAAAUUGGAUCGAUGAAGUGAUAGAUGGACCGGUUUCUAAAAACUCAACUAGUUCAAAUUAAUGAAGUAUACAUUUAACCGUAUUUGUUAUAUUAUCAAUAUGCUUCAUGGUUUCAGUCAGUCUAUUUGAAUACCAAACUACAUUAAAGUGGUAUUGCACUUGUUUCAUGUUGAUUCAUUUUAUUUUUCAUUACGUGUAAUGCAUAUUCUGUAAUAACACACUCAAUAAAUUUUUGAAAACUUAA